CGACCGAGUGCUGGUGUCGACCAACCGCAGCAGGGUUUCAGCGAGAAACCUGAACAUUUAAACCUCCCGAGGCCACUGACAACAACGCGACGUCCCUACUACUGCACGGAAGAGUCGGCGGUGCCGGACUCGGGGGCGACGCGAGAGAGGAAACACAAGUAAAUCGAGUAAAAAGCGUCCGGAGUGAGCUCGACUGCAGAGCUAACGCUAACGCGGCCAGCCCGGUGAAUAAUCACACGAACGCGUCCUUCAAUUGAUCGAUCGCGUCGGCUUCGUUUCGGGGGAUAUUAAAGAAUAUAGCCCGGGGUUAAUUUCCCGAGUUUUAUGGGAUAUUUAAUUAAAUUAUCGAGGGAUUUUCUUGUUGCCAUUGUAGGCCCCGGGCGACUGGUUACGGAGUAGCCACAGUAGCCGGGUGUGUUGAGGUUAACACGCCGGCGAAACCGCCGAGAAACCUGCGUCUCAGGUCGCUCAACGAGCUGUCCGUUUCAGUGAGUUUACUACUUUAUAUCAGCCUUGUGCAUCGCAAUGCUGAAACAACAGCAAUCCGGCACAGGCGGGAGGAAGGCGUCCAACGGGACAUCAUCGGGCUCCGGCGGCAUGUCUUCCCCGGUCAGCGGCAUCAGCAGCGGGAGCAGGACGCCGGCUGGAAGGAAUCGAACUUCUGCAAAGCCAUCAUUCCAGUCAUCUCCUGUCUUUGAGGGUGUAUACAACAAUGCCAGAAUGCUUCAUUUCCUCACAGCUGUAGUGGGUUCCACUUGCGACAUAAGAGUGAAAAAUGGCAGCAUAUUUGAAGGCAUAUUUAAAACUCUUAGUUCUCGGUGUGAGUUGGCUGUGGAUGCUGUACACAAACGAAAUGAAGAAGAGGGCUCAAUGUCAGUUCCGCCACGAAGGGAAGAGAUUACCGACACAAUGAUAUUUAGUCCCUCAGAUUUGGUUACAAUGAUCUGCAGAGAUGUCGACCUCAACUAUGCCACCAGAGAUACAUUUACAGACACAGCCAUCAGCUCCAGUCGCAUCAAUGGAGAACACAAGGAGAAAGUUUUACAGAGAUGGGAGGGAGGAGACAGCAAUGGGGAAAAUUAUGAUCUGGAAAAUGAUGCAUCUAAUGGUUGGGAUGCCAAUGAAAUGUUCCGUUUUAAUGAAGUGAAAUAUGGAGUCACAUCAACCUAUGAUUCCAGCCUCUCUAUGUAUACUGUUCCCUUAGAGAGGGGGAAUUCUGAGACCUAUCGGCAGAGGGAGGCUCGGGCCGCUCGCCUGGCCAGUGAGAUUGAAUCAAGCCCCCAAUAUCGCCAUCGCGUUGGCCUGGAAAACGAAGAAGGCAAAAGUGAGGAAGAAAAGUACAGCGCUGUGGUGAGGGACGGUAACGAUCGGGAGAGAGGUCAUGAGGCCCCUCGUGACAGAGAUCGAGAAAGAGGCCGAGACAGUCCUGGGGCCAGCACCAGGGAGGGCAAGUACAUUCCAUUACCUCAGCGUCAAAGGGACAUGAACCGGGAGCGAGCUGAGAGAGGUCCUGGUGGGCCUCCGCCACACGCUCGUCUAGGUGGAGGUUACCGCUCCACCCCUCCAUCCUCUUCAUCCUCGGCCCCCAGGCCCCCACUGCCUUCUGCUGCUGGAGCCCAGCCUGGAGUCUCCCCGUCAGAGAGAAACAGCCCCUUAUCAGGUCGAGGUGGGGCCUAUUCUUCCCACCAGCCACAGGGAAGCCCUAGCCCCGGCCCAGGCUCUGGUCACGCAAGCCCAUAUACACCUGCCUCUCCUGCCGGACCAGCACCCGCCCCGGCCUCUGCUUCUGCAGCCAACUCUCCAGCCAGCCCCCCUGCUCCACAUGGCCAUGCCGUUCCUCAUUCCCAUUCUCACCCACACUCGCUUUCUGAUGCUGGCAGACCUGUUAAUGGAGUCUCUGCGAGAACAUCUCCUAAAGCUCAAAGACCUCCACAGUCAAGCAGGACGAACCGCACCCCGAACUCACACCCUUCAUCCACAGCUGCUCGUUCCCCUAAAUCAGGCUCAUCCCAGGACACGCCUUAUUUGGACACUUCAUCUGUCUCCUUGCCUGCCCAGAAGACAACUGGUCCUGCCCCUCUCUUCCCAGUAGAUGUGAACGAGAUCCUCGGUGCAGCUGCAAAAGAGCGAUCUACAGAGAGCCCAAGCAGCACAGAGGACAGCAAGUCUAGUAAAGCUCCCUCAAUUCAGCAAAGAUCACAGAUUGAAGAGCUGCGGAAAUUUGGCAAAGAAUUCAGGCUCCAGCCGAGUGGAAGCGGCCAUAGCUCUCCCAGCUCUCCGGCAGCAGCAACACCUCCCUCCAUCGGUGAGGCCACCCAUUCUGGCUCUGUAAAAUCCUCUUCAUCAGACGCUCACCCGGCUUCAGAGCCCAAGACUCAGCCUCCAGCUCCCAGUCCUUCUCAGCCCCAACCUCAGCCCUCACCAGCUCCAAGUGAAGACCCAACAAAGGAUGCUGCAACCACCCCAGGUCCUGCAGCGGCCACAACACCCCUUUCAGAUAGGCAGUCACCAGCCACCCCUCAGCCUGCCAGGACCCCAGGAAGUGAGGAUUCAAGGUCCGACUCAGAGCGACCAGAAGGAGUGGCAGACCAAGUGAAGAAAUCAACUUUAAAUCCAAACGCUAAAGAAUUCAACCCUGUCAAACUUCCAAUACCCAUGGCAAAGCCCAACACUGCACCCACUCCUCCUCGGCCGACUCCACCAAGCCCAGUCGUUCUGCAGCAUCCAGGCGGGCAGGCACAACUCUUCAACGCUCCCUACCUCUCCUAUGUCUCACAGAUCCACUCUGUGCAGCCCCCACCCAUGUAUCAGUACACCAUGUCCACAGUGAGCCAGGGAAAAUACCCCAGGACCAAAGGCUCUGUUGUAGCUCCCAGACCCGAUCAUGGAACAUCAGGACAGCAAAUGCUGCAAGCUGCAGCAUCAGCAGCCGGGGCCCCUCUGGUGGCGUCACCCUACCCUCAGUCUUACCUUCAAUACAACCCACAGCAGUACGGUCAGCAGCAGGUCCUCCAGGCCAUGACACCCUACCCUGGACAGCCCAUGUACUCCAUGUUACAGAGUGGGGCUAGGAUGAUAAGUCAAGGUGGUGGUCCUCAUCCACAGGCCCUUGGACCAGGAGGCCCCCAGUUCCCUGCACAGGGAGAUGGAUCUCAAGGACCACAGCAAGGCAUUUAUGCUCCACAGUCAUUCACCCACCACUCUGGUGCCGUGCAUCAGCCUCAGCCCUCCAGUACUCCCACAGGCAACCAGCCACCACCCCAGCAUGCAGCUCCAAGCCCCGGACAGAAUGCCCAGUCAGGCCCACAACCCCAGUCCUUGUACCACUCGGGUCCGUUAUCAGCGCCCACACCGCCCAACAUGCCCCCCGGCCACACAUCUCCACAAGGCUCCUACCCAAUUCAGGGCUACAGCAUCCACAGCCACCAGGGCAUCCCAUCUGCUUACCCCCUGGGGCAGAUAGCACAGGCCCAUGUACAAGGAGCAAUGUCAGCUCCUCACCACUCAGGGAGCCACGGACAGCCCCAGUUAGUGAUGUUACAGCCUUCUCAGCAGGGUCCUGGAGGAGUGCCACAGCACCCACAACAUGGACCUCAACAAGGAGCACACCAGCACUUUUACAUAGGACACCCACAAGCGAUGCAGGUACAAACACAUCCUGCCCCUUUCCAUCAGCAAGGAAACUAAAACUCUGCCUCCAUGACAACCCAAACUGGAAUUUAGACCCAGGAAAACAAAACUCAUAAAAAAAAAAAACUGACAAGUUAUUCAAAGGAGAGAAGGAGAUGAAAUUCUCACAGCACCUUAUUUUUCUGCUGUAAUAUUGUUCAUCAGUACAACCUCGGUGUGAGGCCCGGAUGAGGACCUUUUUUAACGCCAACAAUGAAGAUGAGAGGACAGUACCCCUCCUGCUGCUGUGCUCUUCCCUCCAAGCUUAUUAUUUUUGAGACAUAAGGCACCUUGUUGGGCAAGCCAGAGAGUGAAGAGCAGACAAAACAGCAGACUCUUAUCUUGCAAAAAAUGUUUUUAGCCAUGUGAGGUUUUGUAAGUACCACGAAACAAAUGAGAAACUCAGACUGUCAUGAUUUUCUCAUGAAUACAGCUUGAAAGGAGGGAUGUGAAAAUCAGAGGGUAUUUUUUAGCAAUUUUUUAAACUCAAUCCAGUAGUUGAAUGCCCCUCCCCCCCGCCCCCCUUCUCUCCUGUAGGAAAAUAUAAUUAAUAAAUAAAAAAUGGACAAGACAAAAAAAAGUUUAAAAAAUAAAAAAAUGCAAUGGCCAAAAAAUAAAGUUUUCAACUCAACUAAGA
Molecule: messenger RNA, 4306 nt
Organism: Cololabis saira (Pacific saury)
Lineage: Eukaryota; Metazoa; Chordata; Actinopteri; Beloniformes; Belonidae
Product: ataxin-2-like protein
Exons: 23
Coding region: 526-3687 (1053 amino acids)
Biological process (GO): cytoplasmic stress granule assembly
Cellular component (GO): cytoplasmic stress granule
Molecular function (GO): RNA binding
Source: RefSeq, a predicted model, not a curated record